Molecule: messenger RNA, 3609 nt
Organism: Pyricularia oryzae 70-15
Lineage: Eukaryota; Fungi; Ascomycota; Sordariomycetes; Magnaporthales; Pyriculariaceae
Product: ubiquitin C-terminal hydrolase
Exons: 6
Coding region: 574-3249 (891 amino acids)
Biological process (GO): protein deubiquitination
Cellular component (GO): nucleus; cytosol
Molecular function (GO): cysteine-type deubiquitinase activity; cysteine-type endopeptidase activity
Source: RefSeq, a predicted model, not a curated record
AACCAGAAUCCCGAUUAGCUUCGUCCUCAACCAUAGUAUCUCCAUCCAUACGUGGUGCCUAGUUUCGUCAUUGCUCGGUCGCUUGCUCCCUACUUCAUACAGUACUCUGCCAUGCGGGUGUUCAUUCAUCUCGCUUCCUUCAACAGCUUUUGAUUGACGCGCAACGCACCACGUCCCGCAACCUUCACACGUCAACAACCUAGAACAAAGACGAACCCACAAAGUCCCUGCAUAUGAUUGACCGGUCUCCUUGACGGCGGCCGCCGCGGCCUAUCGACCCCCGAAUCCGGGCUCAUUGGCUUACCCCCACAAGCCUUGAGCUAGCUGUCAUUGCUUGCUACCAGGCAGGCAAAAAGAACAAGCGCCGUGGAUCGCGGCGAAUAAUUUCAAAAGACAAUAUCACCUAUACUGGGCUGCUUUGCGUGCCUUAUUCUGCGCUUCAUUGCGUACCUGCUCAGUCGCCGCUGGGUACGCCCAGAGGUGCUCCAAGCCUAUUUGCGACUGGUGGACCAUUAAACGAUUUCGAACGGAGCAUCUAUCGAUCUUUGGCUUUCGGCGCCACCAAACCUCAAAAUGAUGAAGACUACAAUACCAAAGCGCUUCCUGACCCUACGCGACAGGGACCGACAUGGAGGCGCGCAUCGACGAAGCAAGUCGACGGAGCCAGGGUCAAAGUCUCGUUCCUCCGCCGCCGACACCCUCUUGUCAAUGUUCAACAGGGAUCGCUCAGGAAACAACUCUGCCAAGGCAAAGGAGGAGGAGGAGGAGAAGGAACACGUAAAAAUGGAGGAGCUUAUGAACUGGGUUGAAGAGGAGAGUAUAGGCGUCACACCUGACCAAAUCCAAAAUGCCCUUGCGUCAAACUACGCCUCUGGCAACGUCGUUGCGGCAAAAGAGCUCCUCAGGUUCCAAUGCGAAGCUCUCGAUGGUACGAUACGAUCGUACGACCCGAAUGUUGCGAUGCUUGGCGCCGAGAAUCGAGGGGCAGUUACGUGCUACCUGGAUUCUCUACUGUUUGCCAUGUUUGCCAAGAUGGAGGCUUUUGAAUGCAUGCUCACUCGGCGCGAGUAUCCCAACGAAGCACAGCAGAAGUUGGCGGUACUCCUGAGACUCUGGGUCAACCUUUUACGGAGUGGGAAGCUGAUACGGGCGGAGAUGGUCGAAGAUGUACAGGAUGCACUUGCUGCAUGCGGCUGGGCGGAUGCGAAGCUGCUAGAGCAACAAGACACAUCGGAGGCGUUUGCUUUCAUUACAGAAACAUUACAAUUGCCAUUACUGACCUUGCAAGUUGAUCUAUUCCACCAGGGUAAAGGCGACGCGGAUGACCACAAGGUUGUGUUUGAGAGGCUAUUAAACCUCGCAGUCCCAGCCGACCCCGAAGGCAAAGGCGUCAAGCUAGAAGAUUGCUUGGAGGAAUAUUUCAAUACGCGAGUCGACGUUCUGCGAGACAGGCCAGAUGACAAGAAAGGCUUCGAUAUCAGGUUUGAGGAAGAGGUCAGCUACCUAUCAGAAAGUCCCGUCGAUGUGCCGACCCCUAAAAGGGGCAACACAUUAGGUCCACACAAUACAAUUAGGCUCGUGACCGACCGCGACGAUGAUGAUGAAGGUCGGAAAGACGAAGAAGACAAGCUCGACGAGAUCGCACCAUUACAGCGGCGCUGGUCUAACCUAGAAGACGUGGGAGGGUCCUCAUCAGCGACUCCAACCACCGAGCGGCCCGUGACGCGGCCAUCUGCUCGGUUACGUUCGACCAGCAUUAUACAACGUGUUGUGUUGGAUGCUCAAGGAAACCCUACGGAUGCGGAUGCUUCAACGUUAUUACAAAAGGUCAAAAGGCAGGGGUCAACGGUUGUGAAGGCAGUGACAAUACCGGCGUGGCAGUUCUUCAAGUUAAUACCCUGGCACUCUGCCGGUAAGGACGAACCACUUAAUGAUACCGAUGUCGCAAAGCACCUCAACAACCGCCCCGUAGUGGGCAUUUGUCUCAAGAGGUACAUGAUGACAGAAGCGGGUCAGCCUCGCAGACAAAACACAUUUAUCGACAUACCUGACAGCAUGAGGUUACCGCACUUUAUGCUGGUGAACGACGCUACUGUCGAGGAGUCUAAUGGGCUUAGCGCAGAGUUCAAGCUUGUGUUGCAGUCGGUUGUGUGCCAUCGCGGCGACUCGUUACAUAGCGGACAUUACGUUGCAUUUUCCAGGGUGGCACCCAAGCUGCUGACGGACAAUCGACGGCACGAUGCGGAUCCUCCACCAGACUACGAAGAUGCCCAAUGGGUCAAAUUUGAUGACCUGUUGGAUGAAAGAGUCACCUACGUGGAUGACAUCAAGCAGUCGCUCAAGGAUGAGAUGCCCUACCUGUUGUUUUACCAGAUUGUACCCAUGGUAGACUACUCGUCAGCGACGACAGGGCAGGCGACGUUGGAAAUGGAUGACCAAGUUAAAGGCGCGGUGAUGCCACCUUCCUACAACGACUCGACUGUCAACUUUGCGGCAACCACUGCAUCAUCGUACUCACCGACUUCGGACAGCGAAAGGCCCGAUAAUUCUCGACGGACGAGUGGGUAUUUCGAUACGACCACGACGGCCACUUCGACAACUGGACCCAGCAUAGGGUUUUUUACAGACCUUGAUCGACCACCUCGGCCGAGCAUUGACAUCGAAUCCCUUGGGAAUAGUAGCGCUUUUGGAGAAACCUUUCUCAAGCCAAGCACAUCUCGACGCGGCAGCAUGCCCUUUUCGGACGCAUCCGGAAUCUUGGCCAGCGACUCCUCGCAACCCCCUCAGCAACAGUCACCUGUCGUUACACCCUCCGAGGGACGGCUAGCGAAGGCAGCGGCAAUGUUUAAGCCGAAGGACAAGGAUCGAGAACGGGAAAGGGAAAGGGACCCCAAGGAGCAUUGGGAAAGGCGAGGCAGCCGACCGGCCAGCCAGGCGGGCGAGGGACGUAUGAGCCUUACCAUGUCAAGGCUGGGUGGGUUAAUGCUGCGCACCAGUAAAGAGCCCCUUCGAGAGAUGCCAGUGGCGUCGUCUGGCGAGCAAGAAUCAUACGAGGACCAGCUACCCUCGUCACAACACGUUGAGAUACAGCCAACCCAGCAACAGCAGGCGGCAGAUGGGACAUCCAAGGACAACAAGGAAUGUUGUGGACGAAAAGAUAGCAAGGAUAAAGGAAGGGGAAAGCAUCAUCACCAUAUGCACCGCAAAAGUGCGGGUGGCGAGCCGGAGCGGGAGUGUGUUGUCAUGUAGGUGGGAUAACGGAAGGAAGACGUCUUGCAUCAGCGGGGAGUUGGCUUCUCGUUUCUAAUUGGUCUCUGCUGUUUUGGGUUCUGUAGGACUGGGGAAACAGGCUACGCUUUGAGUUUAUGGGGGUGGUUUGCAUAGAGCUGUUCCUCGUAUGUGGCUUAUUUCUUGUCGGAGUUUAGGUUAUGCUGUGAUGCGUGGCAUCCGUCUAUAUUUUAAUGCCACAAAGGCCCGGCUACAAGGAAUGAGACGACAAAGGAAUUGCAUUGGGUUAGGAUAGACGGCGUUUUGGCAUCAAAUAUACCCCUUUCUUUCAGAUAGAAGGAUAUCAAGAAUGGAUCUAGAAACAAUAAUAUUUGUUGCUGA